Molecule: messenger RNA, 667 nt
Organism: Xenopus laevis (African clawed frog)
Lineage: Eukaryota; Metazoa; Chordata; Amphibia; Anura; Pipidae
Product: UPF0711 protein C18orf21 homolog
Exons: 3
Coding region: 49-435 (128 amino acids)
Source: RefSeq, a predicted model, not a curated record
CACAACCUGCCAAGCGAACUGAAUUCUUUGCUUUUCUUUCCAUCCACCAUGGCAAUGUUUGCAUCGAUGGUUACCUGUAGUACAUGCAGUAAUGUCUCAAAGUAUGCUGGUGAAAGCAGACAUCUUCUUGCGAAUUGCCCAGGUACCCCAAAGCCCUUGCGAAUGAGUGCACCCACAGAUUUAAGAAUAAGGACACCUGGUUCAAGCAGAAAAGCAAACCUUUCUUACAGUGAAGAGAAGCUGAGCUCAAAAGGCAGAAGUCCUGUUUUAACACCAAGAUCCUGUGCAUCUGCGCAGUCAUCUCCAGCCACCUCUGUGAAGUCUUCAAAAAAGGGGAAAUUUCAUUUUUCAAAGUUAAAAAUGCUCCUUAGUCAGGAAGAGAGAGAGCCAAGUAAAAAGGGAGAUUUGCAAAACUUUUUGUCAUCUCUUGCAUGAAGCUUUUCAUAAAGCAUUAUACAAUAAGUAAUCUGUUCUUCUGUCAAAAAGCAGUCUGUCUUUUUACAACUGUCAGAAAAUAGUUAUUAAAUAAGUUGUACCUUAUUAUCAUUUUUUACAACAGUGCAACUUUUAAAGAUUCUUGCAAUAGUAAUUUGAGUACUUUGCAUUUAGAUAUUUAUUAAAUCAAUUGAUUAAUUUAUAUCUCUGUUGUGUUGUGCCAUAUAAAGUA